UGUACCCAGCCCUUGCAAGAAUGACAGCCUCCCGGGGAACUAGGCAGCGAACACCUCUAUGGCGUGGUUGGUGGCCCAGGUGGAGGCCAAGGCCUUCUCACCGCACCCCUCAGAAAGCUCCUUAAAGGGGACGCAAGGCCUGCUCAGGUGCGAUAGUCGUCAAUAGCGUCACCUUUGCAAAAGACCCGGACUGCCGUGCAUGGGUAGAGAGAGACAGAGGAACCGCAUGAAGAAAGUAUUAGUUGCUGUUGGAACCAUAGCUGAAAAGAAUGUGCAGAAAUUAAAAAUAAGUAUACAGCAUGAUGAUUUGAAGUUUGUGUGUCGAAAUCACUGACAGUUACACCAGCUAUAUGGAACAAGAAAAUGACACCCAAUUUUCAGACUUUAUUCUUCUUGGACUGUCAGAAGAGGCAGCAAUGCAGCCUCUCCUCUUUUGGCUUUUCCUCUCCAUGUACCUGAUCACUUUGGCGGGAAACCUUCUCAUCAUUCUGACCACCAUCGCUGCCUCCCACCUCCACACGCCCAUGUACUUCUUCCUGUCCAGCCUGUCUUUCUCAGACAUCUGUUUCAUCUCCACCACCGUCCCAAAGAUGCUGCUGAACCUCCACAUCCAGGACAAAAGCAUCACCUACAAAGGCUGCCUCAGCCAGAUGUAUUUUUUCAUCCUCUUUGCAGAAAUGGACAUUUUCCUUCUCUCUGUGAUGGCCUAUGACCGGUUUGUAGCCAUCUGCCACCCCCUGCGCUAUGCAACCAUCAUGAAGCCCCAGCUCUGUGGCUUGCUGCUGCUGGCAUCUUGGAUAAUGAGUCUCCUAGACUCCUUGCUCCGUGGGUUACUGGUGUUGCGGCUGUCCUUUUGUACUGACUUGGAGAUUCCUCAUUACUUCUGUGAAAUCAAUCAGGUGAUCCAACUGGCCUGUUCUGACGCGCUCCUCAACGUCAUAGAGAUGUACGUUGCCACUGUGCUGAUGGGCGUUAUCCCGCUCUCAGGCAUUGCUGUUUCCUAUUCUCGGAUUGUCUCCUCCAUACUGAGAAUUACAUCAGCCAGGGGGAGGUAUAAGGCAUUUUCCACCUGCGGGUCUCAUCUUUCAGUGGUUUGCAUGUUCUACGGCACGGGUCUUGGGGUGUACCUCAGUUCUGCCACGACCCCCAAUUCCAGAGCCAGGGCGUUCGCCUCUGUCAUGUACACUGUGGUCACUCCAAUGCUGAAUCCGUUUAUUUACUCUCUGAGGAACAAGGACAUGAAGGGGGCUCUUACAAGUCUUGUCAGCACUGUCACUUUCAGUGAGCGAAGUGAAUGUUUCUCUUGGGGCCGGAGAAGUUCUCAUGGGUAGCCGAGAACAAGAUUGGCAUCUGGAAAAGGUGACAUUUCGGCUGUCUUCAGAUAUCUUUUUUUUUUCUUUUUCUUUAUCCCUAUGUCCCUUAAAUCAAUGAUACCAUGUUUUGUGUAUUUUCUAAUGCCGCAUUUUUGUUUUUGUUUUGUUUUUUAGGGCUGCACCUGCGGCACAUGGAUGUUCCCAGGCUAAGGGUUGAAUCGGAACUGUAGCCGCUGGCCUCCACC
Molecule: messenger RNA, 1558 nt
Organism: Sus scrofa (pig)
Lineage: Eukaryota; Metazoa; Chordata; Mammalia; Artiodactyla; Suidae
Source: RefSeq, a predicted model, not a curated record